AUGUCUCAACACCUCUCGGUAUUUACUACUCAGUGUGAAAUAUGCUUGGGAAGGUCAACAUGGGAUUUCUUGCAAGACUUCUACCUGAGGGUGGAAGCGGCGGAGAAUCACUCACGAGGGUUAGAGAAGGAUCUCUGCGAAGCUCAAACAACGAUGCACCAUUGCCAAAAUACUCUCGUUCAGUGCGAGGCGUCUCUACUCUCUAGCUGGGAAGUUCUCAAUGAAGAGCGUCGAAGUCAUCAAGCAUGCCAAGAUGCUCUUAUGUUCGAAAGCGGUAGACAAAAAGAUACGAUAGAAUUGCUCGAACGAAUACUCAAGGAGGCCAUAUUGAGUAGCGAGGCUACAGAGAUUCUCGGUGGCCGACGUACCCCAGGGCCCGGAAAUGCAAUCUAUCAAACAACACCGACAUUUGAGGGUUCCCAAACAGAGAUGACCCAAAACGCACAGAUCUUGACAGAGAACGGCACAUCAAAUUCUGUGGAACGACAGAGUGAAUCGCUUCAGCUGGGUGAGCACGAGAGCCAGAUUGCCACUCGCGUCUGCAGCACUGAAAUGUCAAACCAAAUCCAGCAAAAGAAUUCGACAUCCACUCGAAGCGGAUCAUAUGCCACUAGUAGGACCGCGAAUGUCUACGGUUGUACGGAAUCUGCACAGAUCACUGAAAGCAGGAGGAUCGCGCAAAACAGCGUGCGGGAGUCACCUCUGAGAAGAACACAAUUCCCUGGUGAACACUAG
This is a messenger RNA of Cadophora gregata, 735 nucleotides long. RefSeq lists its product as uncharacterized. Bases 1 to 735 code for a protein of 244 amino acids. NCBI's taxonomy places the organism in Eukaryota, Fungi, Ascomycota, Leotiomycetes, Helotiales, Ploettnerulaceae. The transcript has 2 exons. The record is from RefSeq and is a predicted model, not a curated record.